This is a messenger RNA of Camponotus floridanus (Florida carpenter ant), 3291 nucleotides long. RefSeq lists its product as uncharacterized. Gene Ontology annotation, biological process: proteolysis. Bases 1 to 3291 code for a protein of 1096 amino acids. Lineage: Eukaryota; Metazoa; Arthropoda; Insecta; Hymenoptera; Formicidae. Gene Ontology annotation, molecular function: aspartic-type endopeptidase activity. The record is from RefSeq and is a predicted model, not a curated record. The transcript has 3 exons.
AUGUCCCCUUUCUGGCGGAAGCGUACUUCCAACAGAACGGUGCGCUUCUUGACUUGCUCCAAGCUCAGGGCAAAGGAAGGCGCGAAAACCGCUUUCGAGCAGUUGCCGCCCGUGUCAUCCGUGCCACGCACCACGCUGCCUAGGAUCCAGCUUCCCAACUUCAGCGGACAGUAUGAGGAGUGGCCGGCCUUCCGGGAUCUUUUCAAAUCGCUGGUCAUCAAGAACACGUCUUUGUCGGGUGGUGAGCGGCUGCACUACCUGAAGACAAAUGUGAAAAGUGAGGCGGAGCAGCUGAUCCGCAAUCUACCCACUACGGAGGAGAAUUUUGAGCGCGCCUGGUCCAUGCUGGUCGCCUACUACGACAAUAAGCGUUUCCUGGUAAGAUCUUGUUAUACUAAAUUCACGGCCUCGCCGAAGAUGAAGACCGAGUCGGCCGGCGAUCUCAGGCGUCUCUUUCACGAGAUGACCAGCACGGUCGGAACCCUCGAAAGCAUCGGCUGCCCAAUCACUGACGGUAUAGAUCUCUUCGUACAUCUUGUCGUCGAAAGGCUCGACCCGCGUUCCCGACGGGAUUGGAAGACGUCAAUCAGCACCUCGUCAGAACCGCCAAGUUACGACACCCUGAAGACAUUCCUAGAGUGUCGCAUGCAGAUAUUAGAGGCGCACCAACCCGCGAAGACGGAAGCGGCUUCCGCGACCGGCUCCAAGCCGAGCUCUGCAACGCAAUCCGCCCGUGCACAUAUCGCGCAAAAAUCGACCAAAAGGAACGGUCGAUGCACCAUGUGCCAAGGAGAGCACUACGUCCUCUUCUGCACUGAGUUCCAGAAGAAGACGCCAGCGCAGAAGAAGGAGCACGCCGAGGCAAACCAGCUCUGCUUGAACUGCUUUGGAAAGCACAAGGUGGCAGAGUGUCAGUCGAAAAAGACAUGCACCGCGUGCAAGGCUCGACACCACACGUCGACGCACGACGCCUAUUCGACAGCUGCAGUCCCGGCAUCCGCAACACCAACGUCGCACGUGCAAAAACGGCCAGCGCGAGGGCUAGCGAUGCUCCUCGUCACCGCUCGGGUCGACGUCAUCGACAGAGCCGGUACAAAGCACCGCGUGCGCGCUCUCAUCGACUCAGGAUCAGAGGUGUCGCUCAUAACGGAGUCGCUUGCGCAACGGCUCCGUCUCCGCCGAAUCUCCGCUCCAAUUACGCUCUUCGGCAUCGGCGAGCAACGAAGCGCAUCGGCGAACGGUGAGGUUUCGAUGCGGAUCUCGUCUACAACGUCGGACUACAGCCUCCAGAUGACUGUCCUGCCAAAGAUCUCGACUUAUGGAUCGCGGGUGAAAAUGGCGUGCGGCAAUUGGCAGCACGUGCACGGGCUUCAACUUGUGGACCCAGAAUUUCGGGCGGCUGACCCGGUGGACGUGCUCCUCAGGGCCGAUGUCUUCGCCAGCAUUAUCGAGGAGGGACUCCGCAAAGGCGAACCGAACUGGUCAGUCGCUCAAAGAAUGACUUUAGGCUGGAUCCUCACGGGAAUCGUCGACGAGAACGAGGACACUGUCGUCUCCUCACAUCAAUGUUCAGUGGACGACAAGCACGCAGCACUGGUGGGGCAAUUUUGGGACCAGGAGGAGCUCCCGAACACGCCAUUGCCACUCACGAACGAGGAACAGAAAUGCGAGGACUUCUACACCCGUACGCACAUCCGAACAGCGAAAGGACGAUACAUGGUGCGCCUUCCCGUGACGAGAAAUCUCCUAAUGUUGAGCGACACAAGGCGCGCUGCUCAUCGCUUACUGCUCUGCAUGGAGCGACGAUUUCAAACUGAUGCAGACCUGCAAAACCUAUACGGAAGCUUCAUGGCUGAAUAUGAGGGUCUCCACUACAUGACGCCCGUCGCCCCACUGACCGGCAGUCACGGGCGCCUGUGCUACCUUCCUCAUCACGGCGUGUUGAAGACUACGGGCAAUCACCGGAAAAUCAGGGUCGUCUUCAAUGGGUCGUCAUCAUGGUUACCUCCCGGCGACUCGCUGAAUGCGUUCCUCCUGACAGGACCGAAUCUGCUGCCCACCUUGCCUGACAUCCUCCUGCGCUGGCGCCUACCGCAGUACGCAAUGGUGGCAGACAUCGAAAAGAUGUACCGCCAAAUUCUGAUCCAUCCGGGAGAUCGCGACCUGCAGCGGAUCUUGUGGCGAGCCGACAGAAACAAGCCUGUACAGGAGUACCAACUAAACACGGUCACCUAUGGCCUAGCAUGUGCACCUUACCUCGCAGUCCGGACUCUGCGGCAGUUGGCUGCAGACGAAGAGAAACAGUUUCCCAAGGGGGCCGCCGUGCUUCGCCGUGACUGCUACGUGGACGACAUCCUAACAGGACCUGACACUCUGGAGGAGGCGUUCGAACUUCAGACGGAACUGAUUCACACGUGCUUGGCGGGGGGCUUCCCCCUUCGCAAAUGGGCGGCAAACUCGAGCGACCUCCUGGACCACAUCCCGGUACAGGAGGCCAAGCCGGAGUGCAUUACCAAGCGAACGAUCAUCCUGUCAAGCACGGCGCGCUUGUUCGAUCCUCUGGGAUGGCUUGCACCGGUGAUGAUCAGCGCCAAGGUAAUCAUCCAGACCCUGUGUUUGCACCGGCUCGCCUGGGACGAAUCAGUGGCUCAGGUGGAGAGAAACGCGUGGCAGCGCAUCCAGAGGGAACUUCCGCUGCUAGAAGAGGUUCGCGUCCCUCGCUGGCUUCACUCCACUCAAAGCAGCGACGUAGAGUUGCACGGGUUCGCUGAUGCUUCACAACGAGCCUACACCGCCGCCGUGUACGCGAGGAUUCGCUCCAGCAAGGCCAGCGGACCUUUCUUGUUGGCAGCGAAAACCAAGGUCGCGCUCAUCCGCCAAAUUUCGCUCCCGCGACUAGAACUCUGUGCGGCGGACAUGCUGACUAGACUCGUGGCGCACGUGAGAGACGCUGGAGCUGGGCAACGCAACCAUUCACCUGUGGUCGGAUUCAACGGUGGCCCUCGCUUGGAUCCAGGCGCAGAUAAUCCGGCGGAUUGCGCGUCGAGAGGUCUGACUCCGAGGGAGCUUCUUGACUUCACCCUCUGGUGGCAAGGCCCGUCCUGGCUCGUGGACGAAGCUAAUUGGCCGGCCCACUUUCCGGCAGACGUGGAGGUGACCAACCCGCCCGAGCACCGCGCGCGGGUGCUCUCCGCCGUUGCUGAACACCAACGAAGACGGGUCACUGCUGCAGCAAUUCUCGACGCUCCAUCGCCUGCUUCGCGUGACUGCAUGAUGCCUGAGAUGGCGUGA